Messenger RNA from Hylaeus anthracinus, 2757 nucleotides. RefSeq names its product neurotrimin-like. Lineage: Eukaryota; Metazoa; Arthropoda; Insecta; Hymenoptera; Colletidae. The record is from RefSeq and is a predicted model, not a curated record. The transcript has 11 exons. Gene Ontology annotation, cellular component: neuron projection. The coding region runs from base 58 to 1365 and encodes 435 amino acids.
UCUACUAUUGAUGUUCGCAGCGAGUGCUUGGACCGACAACUCCACCAGUUUCGUGUGAUGACCAGGUGUUCCAGAGAAAAGUGUACAUUUAUGGAAAAAUGUUAUGGACCGAGUUUCAUGGGGCCAAUAACAAACGUCACGGUCCCAAUUGGCAGAGAUGCUGUGCUCGCUUGCGUCGUUGCGAACCUUUCUUCGUAUAAGGUAGCAUGGCUGCGAGUGGACACGCAAACUAUCUUGACAAUAGCAAACCAUGUGAUUACAAAGAAUCACAGGAUCGGAGUUACGCGUACAGAUCACAAAACGUGGUGCCUACACAUACGCGAAGUGCGCAAAUCUGAUCGUGGUGCUUACAUGUGCCAAAUAAAUACCGACCCGAUGAAGAGUCAAACUGGAUACCUGGAAGUUGUAGUUCCACCAGAUAUUUUAGAUUAUCCGACAAGCACGGAUAUGAUCAUUAAAGAAGGUGAUAAUGUUACUCUGCGCUGCGCUGCUGUGGGAUCGCCAACGCCAAACAUCACCUGGAGGCGCGAAGAUGGAGAAACCAUCUAUCUGGAAAAUGGAAAAGAAGUGCGAAAUAUAGACGGAUCAGUCUUCAAUAUCACGAAGGUAAAUCGACUCCACAUGGGUGCAUAUUUGUGCAUCGCAUCCAAUGGCGUACCCCCCACCGUCAGUAAAAGAAUUAUGCUCAUAGUACACUUUUCUCCAAUGAUAUAUAUACAGAACCAAUUAGUAGAAGCACAGGAGGGACAAAAUAUGACUCUGGAGUGUAAUUCGGAAGCGUUUCCGGUAUCAAUUAAUUAUUGGACGAAGGAAAACAACGGAAUAGAAACCACUGGAGAAAAGUAUCUCCAGUCACAGACGGAAAGUACGUACAAGGUACACAUGAAACUUACAAUACUCUCGGUGGGAAUGUCGGAUUAUGGAACCUACAAAUGCAUAUCAAAGAACGCUCUCGGAAAAACAGAUGGUACCAUCAAACUUCAUUAUAUUCCAACGCCAACUACGGAAUCGAGAACAUCAACAACGACGCUAGCUCCCACAAUCGAAGAAGUUGAAAAUAUUCAAAAUUCGCGACAGAGACCGUUACCUAGCGCAGAACCCAGUCCUAAUCAAAUAACGGAUUCGUCGUUGUCCAGUGUCAUUAGACUAGAUGAUAUACGGCUUCAUGGCAGAGCUAGCAGCGAUGGCUACAAUGGCGCUGAAAACGAUGUAACGUCAAAGGGACGAAAAAGUAUCGACAGCGAGAUACGACCACGAAGAAUCGACAACACGGCGCAAUCCAUGUCAUCCAGGGGUACUAGCUCGAAUUUUCUGGCACAAUCUAGAGCGGCCAUCUGCAUAAUCCUACUAUCUACCCUGUCGUAGUCGCGUCAGUGUCUACCAACGAAAAGAAUGGUUAUUCGAGGAAAAUCCUUCGGGGAUCAAGAUUCGUCCUGUUCAUCGUCAUUUAUCUCAUCCACGAAAGGGAUCAAUUAAUGGGUGUGAAUCGACAACGUAAUCAUCAUAACUGUUGCGACUAUAAUAUCCGAAGCUAAAAUCUUUUAAUACGAGGUUUACUUUUCUCGUUGACGAUAUUUUUACACCUUGAAUUCAUUGGAAGAAUUUGUAGAUAAUAUUUCAAAUCGAACUAGUUUUAGAAGACACGGGUAUGUUUGAAUUCUUAAUCUUAAUUAAUUUCUCAUUUAUUACCUAUAUUUAUCGAACAACAAUGAGCCACGCACCCAUCUGCCAAAUUGUUUGUUCCUAUAUCAUUCAGCAACUUCGCUAAUGUAAUCAAAUAUUUUAAAUUUUUCAAGCGUGAACAUGGUAAUGAUAAAAAUUGGUCUUGCGAAUUGGUUUUGUAGAAAAACCUUUUUUAUCAUCCUGAUGAAGGUUAGAGUUCUCGUUGUUGUCCGAUCCAAUGGACGACUAAUGUUGCUAACGUGAAUUUAUGAACUUAAUUAUUAAAGUCAUAAAAGAAAACAAUUCUUAAAUUAUUUCAUGGAAAAUGAUUUACUUACCGUUGUCAGAUGUACAUAUUACUAGUUGUAAAUUAAUCACGAACUCCAUCUAAAUAUUAUUAAUUAUUACAAAGACGAUUGUCCUAAGAGUUUGUCAAAAAUUAUUUAGCACCUUAAUGCGUGUAGUCUCAUGAUCUACUUUGUAUUUUUCAACAGUCAACGCUCCACAAUUUAUUUUUAGAAAUGAUUGCACUUCGGAAUUUCAUUUAUAAAUGAUUGGAUAACAUAAAUCGAUUGAGACAAAUUAUUGAAAAUACCAGGAGAGUACAUCUUUUUGAGUUGUUUGAGGAUUUGCUGGUAUCAUACAUCAUGUAGUACUUACGUUUAUCGAGCCACUUUUUAAAACGAGAUAGCAUUCCCAUUAUGUUUUUAAAUGGAACACAUAUUACGGUAUGUUUGAAAGUUUUUUUAGAAAUAUUCAUUUCUUAUCAAAUAUAUCAACCUCAUCGAUGGUUCAUUAAUCAACCGAAUAAGGCAAGAAAUCAUUCUUGCUCUUUAGUAACUACAAAAUUAAGAAAAAUAACACAUCAAAGCAACCACGAUAGAUGCUAGAAAUCAUUGUGUCAAAUAUUUAAAACGUUAACUUUAAAAUAUGAAACAGACGAAUUUUAACCCCACCCCUAUAAUCAUUUUUAUAGCACUUUAUGCGAGUCACCUUGUAAAAAUGAUAAGGAGUGUGUUGUAGAAUGAUAUAUUACGCGUAUUAGGCGAUUUUGACAUAUUACGUAAUACUUAUUCGGGGUUUAACGCGUUAAGA